CAGGUGCACUAUCGCUGCGUUUUGUUUGGUGCUGCGGCUUUGCGUGCGCGGAAUGACUGGACUUUGGCCAUCGACAUGUUGGACCUCAUGCGUUGCAGUGGAGUUGACGAAAGAGCCAGCUACCACGGGGUCAUCAAGGCAUGCCGAAGGGACUGGCCCAGGGCACUGGAGUUGCUGCGACGAAGAUCGGAGGUCAAGAGCUUCAGUGCCGCGGCGUCUUCGGACCUGGGUUGGAUGAAAUCUUUGCAGAUUUUGCUCGUGUUGGAACUUCAAGGCUUGCAAGCAGACGCCUUUUGCUGCAGUACGGCUGUCAGUGCCUGUCGAAGUCUUUGGCGAAGAUCGUGGCAGCUGCUGGGGCACGGGAAGCUUCCCAACUUGGUUUGUGUGAAUGCAGGACUACAAGGUGCUUCUAAGUGGGAAGAUGCCAUUGGUCUAAUGGCUUUAGCGCAGCACAAGGGGCUGCAGACUGAUCCCAUGACCUGGAGCUCUAUCCUUGGAAAGGGUUCAGCUUCGCCAAGGACAUGGGUGGUUUCCUUGCAGCUCUUGGAGGCAUGUGCACAGCAGCUAGAGCCAGACAUUAUCAGCCUGAAUGCUGCCAUUGGCGCCUCUGAGGGGGACGCAGCCUGGGAGUUUGCGCUGACCUUGAUGAGCACGAUCUUCUGGAGGAGGCUAAGCCCAAGUCGCAUCACCUUCAAUUCCAGCAUCCGUGCGUGUGGGACAGCGCAGUGGACCAUGGCCAUCCUUUUGCUGCGAUCCAUGGGUGGUCAGCAGCCUGACGCGUUGAGCUUCAACACCGCCAUUGCGGCCGCCCCGUGGCCAAUCGCCUUGCAACUCCUGACUGAGAUGGAAACUGCCUGCCUUCGUGCCUCCCUGGCGACGUGGGGCGCUCUGAUCAGCGCAUGUGAGAAGGGGCGACAAUGGCAGAAGGCCUUAGCCUUCUUGAGACGACUUGGGAAGGAGGAAGCAGAUGUGAUUUGCUACAGUGCUGCCAUCAGUGCAUUAGAAAAGGGUCAGCAGGGGCAUUUGGCCAUCGAACUCUUGGAUGAGAUGACGCUGCUGCAGCUGGAAGCCGAUGCCAUUUCUCGCAAUGCAGCCAUCAGCGCAUGCGCCCGGAGUGGCGAUUGGGACAUGGCUUUGAGCCUUUUGUGCGGGAUGCAGGGGGCAUGGUCCACCAUCAGCUUCAAUGCCUCGAUGAGCGCCUUGGGCACCACGGCUGCAUGGCUUUGGGCCGUGGCGGUCUUUGGUCGCAUGAAGAGGGUCCGAGUGGCUCCAGAUGGAGUGAGCCACAACGCUGGGAUCAGCGCCACAAUCAGCGCUUGGAGGGUGGCGUGGUCCUUUUUUGAUGCUUCGCCGAAGAACGACGCGGCGACCUGGCGGAGACGUGCCGUUUGGUGGUUGCACUCGUCGGGGGGUUUGACUCGUGCCAUCCGAGUCAUGACAGGUUCGUGUUUGUGCGAACCAUAAGGCCUUUUCAGGGCCAAUAUUCAAUAAUCGAUCAUGCUUGUUAAUGCUUGUUUAAGCCUACGACGCUAACCAGGGCCCCGCGCGAAAC
Durusdinium trenchii is the source of this 1552-nucleotide messenger RNA. NCBI's taxonomy places the organism in Eukaryota, Dinophyceae, Suessiales, Symbiodiniaceae. The record is from the annotation of a GenBank genome assembly.